AUAUCUUGAGAAAGCCCUCAUUCGCAGGUCACCUGAAUUCCUUUAUUAAUGGAUGAAGUAACAUUCUGCUCUCUCCAAAGCUCUAGUCUUUGGUUUGCAAAGUAGCUUCAAAACAUGACUCAAACAAGACCAGUAUCUUCAUUUCUCUUCCAUUGCAUUCUUGUUGUGUGUGUGAAUUUACUAUGCUCGGAUGCCGCCUCCGCCGUCCGCCUGGGAAAUGAAACAGACCGUCUCGCUCUGAUUGCCUUCAAGGAUCAGAUCGCCCAACAAUCUCCAGUCACCACCUUUAGCUCAUGGAAUGAUUCUAUCCACUUCUGCCAAUGGGAAGGAAUCACAUGCAGUCGCCGGCAUCAUCAAAGGGUCGUGGCCUUAAACCUGGUGGACCGCCGCUUGAUGGGCUCUAUAUCUCCCCGUAUAGGAAACCUCUCCUUCCUACAGAGAAUCGAUCUCUCAAGUAACAGCUUCCACGGCAAAUUACCGAAAGAAAUAGGUGGCUUGCCACGGCUUCAGUAUCUCAAUCUCAGCCAUAAUUCAUUGGGAGGGCAAAUUCCAUCCAAUCUGACCUACUCUUCUGAGCUGAAAGCCAUUAGCUUGGCUUACAACAAUCUCAUUGGCGAAAUUCCAGUCAAUAUAGGCUCUUUGUUGAAGCUUGUCCAUUUGUACCUUAAUGUCAACAAUCUCAAUGGAACAGUCCCUCCUUCACUUGGAAACCUUUCAUCUCUUGAAAAUCUCUUCAUUUCAGAAAACAGCUUACAAGGAAGCAUUCCACAUGACCUCGGCCGAAUGGGAAGCAUAAAAAAUCUUGCCCUUGGUGAAAAUGAAUUUUCCGGUAUGGUUCCUCCCUCACUUUACAAUCUCUCUUCCCUCAUAGGUUUCGGCAUGAAUAGUAUUGGUUUGCAGGGAACCCUUCCGCCCCACGUCGGCCUCAAUUUUCCUAAUAUCCGAAGGCUUUUGUUCGGAGGAAAUCAGUUUACGGGUCCUAUACCAGUAUCAUUACCUAAUGCUUCUAAACUUGAAUAUCUUGAUUUCACUGACAAUCGUUUUAGCGGAUCCGUUCCUGGGAAUUUGGGAAGCCUGGAACACCUUCGUUGGCUAGGUUUAGGUGCUAAUCAGCUUGGAAGUAGGGAAGCUUCUGACGAUUUAAGCGUCCUCACUUCACUGACCAACUGCACUAACCUAGAAGUACUACUUCUAGGUGAAAAUCAUCUAAGUGGUGUAUUACCCAAUUCCAUGGCUAAUCUUUCGACGCACCUGCGUGAAUUAUGGUUAGGAACCAACCAGAUAUUUGGCACCAUCCCAAUAGGCAUUGAGAAUCUCAUCAACCUAACUGUGCUCACCAUGGAAGAAAACUUCUUCACCGGGAAUAUUCCUACUGGAAUUGGGAAGCUUGAAAAAUUGGAAGAAGCUUACUUCUAUAGCAAUAGACUCUCAGGUCAAAUUCCAUCUUCCUUCGGCAACAUCACUCGAUUGUACAAACUUUCUAUGUAUGGAAAUGGUUUACAAGGAAUCAUACCUCCGAGUCUCGGAGAUUGUAAACGUCUGCAACAGAUCGACCUUUCUCAUAAUAACCUUAGUGGAACCAUACCCAAAAAGAUUUUUGGUAUUCCUUCUCUAUCGUUAUUUGAUUUUUCCAAAAAUAUUCUAACUGGGCCCCUACCCUCAGAGGUCAGCAACUUGAAAAAUCUUGAGACGUUGAAUGUCGCAGAGAAUACAUUUUCCGGUGAAAUUCCUAGCUCACUAAGCAGUUGCACUAAAUUGGAAUAUCUUUACUUGGAUGGUAACUUCUUUCAAGGGACCAUUCCUUCAUCAUUGAGUACCCUGAAAGGUCUCAGGAGGCUGGAUCUUUCGAGCAAUAACCUCCAUGGGAAGAUUCCAGAAUAUCUGGAGGGUUUCCAGUUUCUGCAGUACCUAAAUCUCUCUUACAAUGAUUUUGAGGGUGUUGUGCCAAAGCAAGGGAUUUUCAAGAAUGCUAGUGCAAUUUCGAUCCUUGGAAACAAUAAGCUUUGUGGAGGGAUCCCCUUACUGCGGUUGGAAGCAUGCCCUAGCCAAGCUUCAAAGAAACAAGGAAUGUCUCGUUCUCUCAAAGUAAUAAUCUCAAUUAGUAGUUUGGUACUGUUCUUGAUUGGGAUUUCAGCUUCCACUGUUGCCUUUAUUUGGAUAAAGAAGUCCAGGAAACCGUCUUCUAUAUCUUCAUUGGAGAAUCAAAAUAUGAACAUUUCUUAUGGGGCGCUCGUUAAAGCAACAGAUGGGUUCUCUCCAGCAAAUUUAAUUGGGGUGGGUAGCUAUGGUUCUGUAUAUCAAGGAAUUCUAGAUCAGAUUGGAACAACUGUUGCAGUGAAAGUACUCAACCUUCAAAGACAAGGAGCUUCUAAAAGUUUCAUGGCUGAAUGUGGGGCUCUAAGAAACAUCCGGCAUCGCAAUCUCAUUAAGGUUAUAACCGCUUGCUCCAGCAUUGAUUUUCAUGGUAAUGAUUUCAAAGCUCUAAUUUUGGAGUACAUGCCCAAUGGGAGUCUAGAGAAGUGGUUGCAUCCAGUAGCAGAUGAGCCUCAUCAAUUGAGAAAUUUGAGCCUAUUCCAUAGGUUAAAUGUAGCCAUUGAUGUGGCCUCUGCAUUGGAUUAUCUUCAUCAUGAUUGCCAGACACCAAUCGCUCAUCGUGAUCUGAAACCAAGUAACAUUCUUCUCAAUGAUGACAUGACUGCCCACGUUGCUGAUUUUGGAUUAGCGAAGCUUCUUUCUGAAGGCACCGAUAAUUCUUCUCAAAAUCAAACCACAUCAAUUGUGAUAAAGGGAACUAUCGGUUAUGUUGCUCCAGAAUACGGUAUGGGCGGCAAUGCAUCGACGCAUGGAGAUGUGUACAGCUAUGGGAUCCUUCUAUUGGAGAUGUUCACAGGAAAACGUCCUACUGAUGAUAUGUUUAAAGACGGUCUAAGCCUUCAUCAAUUCACUAAGAUGGCAUUCCCAGAACGAGUGAUGGAGAUUAUAGAUCCACGGCUGCUCUCAGAAGUAGUUAAAUCUACGGACGAUGGCAGAAAGGGAAGCAAUGCAAGUAGAAUACAUGAGUGUUUGGUAUCAGUGGUCAAAAUCGGGUUGGCCUGUUCUACUAAAACGCCAAGGGAACGAAUGGAGAUGCGAGAUGUUGUGGCUGAAAUGCAUGCAAUUAGGGCAUUGUAUCUUGAGGUGGGGACACACUGAUGUGUGGAAAUGGGUUACAGUUCUUAAAUUGAGAUUCACGUUUCAGGGAUAGUUACUGAAGUAAUGUUACUCCUUAUCAUAAGGAAGAGUUGGACUGAAAGUAAGAAGACAAUGCUAUAAGUAUGCGCUUGUAUUUGAUUUUUUUUUUCUUUUUCUUUUCCGAAAUCAUGUUAAGCUGCCCUAUUGUUAUAAAUUGUUAUUCUCUUCUUGCUU
Molecule: messenger RNA, 3405 nt
Organism: Magnolia sinica
Lineage: Eukaryota; Viridiplantae; Streptophyta; Magnoliopsida; Magnoliales; Magnoliaceae
Product: probable LRR receptor-like serine/threonine-protein kinase At3g47570
Exons: 2
Coding region: 115-3192 (1025 amino acids)
Biological process (GO): hormone-mediated signaling pathway; protein phosphorylation
Cellular component (GO): plasma membrane
Molecular function (GO): protein kinase activity; protein binding; ATP binding
Source: RefSeq, a predicted model, not a curated record